GAUGUUGUAGAAGUUAUUCAAAAACUAACAUGUGGUCCUCCAAAGUUUCUCAUUUUGUUAUGCAAAGAACAUUUAGUACAAGUUCUAUUUUAAAGGCUGGUUUAGAUUUGAUGACAUUAGAUGGAAAGAAGAGUCCAGGUCGCCAGGAGCUUUGUUUUGAUAUUCUCUUCGGCAUUCACCCGAUCAGUUGUGCAAUCGAAGCUAAACGUCGUUCCAUUGAGACUGUUUUCUACCGGAGAGAUUUGCUGAACCACAAUGUACGAGCUAAAGAAAUUCUCGAACGAUGUUGGGCGGAGAACGUUAAAACUCAAGUUCUUCCGCAGAGCAAGAUUGACAAUAUUGCACCAAAAGGAAAGCCAAAUCAAGGGCUACUUGCUAAAGCUACUCGUUUAUAUUAUAUACCCACCCCUUGUACUCAGAAAUUUAUUGCAAACUCCCAAUCAGAAAAAGAAUCUUGCCAAUCACCAGUGUGGCUAUUGCUCAAUGAAAUCCAGGAUCCUAUGAACUUUGGUUCAGUCCUGAGGUCUGCUUAUUUCAUGGGAUGUAACAAGGUCUUUGUCAGCUCCCACAAAAGCUGUUCAUUGACUCCAGUUGUCAGUAAAGCAAGUUCUGGGGUAAUGGAGUUAAUGCCUGUCUAUUCAGUCAAUAACCCAUCUCAGUUCUGCCAAAUUCUCAAGGAGUCCAAAUGGGAUAUUGUGGGGACUGGUUCACACAAUGAUGAAACAAACGAAAAGUCACUAGUAUGUAGUCCAGUCGGUUCAUUUUUUCGAAAAAAUCCAACCCUUAUCAUAUUGGGUAAUGAAGGACAAGGUUUACCUGAAGAACUUGUAUCGUUGUGUACCCACCGGCUUUAUAUCGAAGCUCGGCCUAACCUGAACAAAAACAUAGAUUCAAUGAAUGUGUCUGCUGCCGCAGCAGUUAUACUGCACACCAUUCUCAAUCGCAGUGAUCGCAGCUAACCCAGAAUUCCAUCGUAUUUUGCCAUGCGAGCAGCGGCAUGAGGUGAAAGUGGGCCCUUGUCAACCCCCUUUUUCGUUUUCGUUAACAAUGCUGGAGGGGACUUUGGCGUGUCCGCUCUAACCUAGGUUCUCACUCAUUCUUUCUUUAACAUUUCAUUCUGUUUGUGUACGCGACAACGGCUAGGUCGCAAAAUUGAUUACGCUGAUUUUAGGAAGAUUUGCAUUUUGAACGAAUUGUGUAGCAGAAGCUGAACAAGUCGCUAUGAAGAGGACAUUUCGAUGGAAGAGAAGUGUUCUCCUGUUGACAGUUAUCGCAUUCGUGUUAAUCGUUUUCCAGGAUGACUGUGCGGACGCUGCGGCUGUGGGAGAGCGGAAACUAGACAACAUAAAGGAUCCCAGUCCCCUCGCAACCCAUAAUAUUGUCAAAAGGCAUUGGAAACUGCAUAAUGAUAAACAGUACGGAGAUGGCAGUUUAAAGAAAUUUUUCUUUAUGCUUAAGAUCAUUUUAACACUUUUUGGUAAACACUAAAUAAUGGAUGGUUUAUCUGUAAUAGUCUUUAUUGCUGGUGUCCAACCUCAUUUCCUAUGUACUAUAUACCAUGCAUUGAAUUCACGUUUGUUCCAUCUAUCCUCUAUGUAUUCAAGUUGAAAAUUUAAAGAAAAACAAAGAACCACAAUUCAAUAAAAUUGAGUUAAUAACUUAAAA
This is a messenger RNA of Daphnia carinata, 1665 nucleotides long. Its product is annotated as rRNA methyltransferase 1, mitochondrial-like. Lineage: Eukaryota; Metazoa; Arthropoda; Branchiopoda; Diplostraca; Daphniidae. Gene Ontology annotation, cellular component: mitochondrion. Gene Ontology annotation, molecular function: RNA methyltransferase activity; RNA binding. The record is from RefSeq and is a predicted model, not a curated record. Gene Ontology annotation, biological process: rRNA methylation. The transcript is spliced from 4 exons. The coding region runs from base 30 to 959 and encodes 309 amino acids.